CACACAUCCAUGUUACCACUGGCGUUUAGCAGGGUGAGCACUCUUCCACACUUAGAAACAUAGGCACCGCACAUCUGCAUGAACAGACACACACACACAGUUGCACCACUAAACAUUGACAAGUACUUUGUUGUUGCACUGUAACUGAGCCUGUGAACCCGCUGAAACAUUCCGGCCUGAGCGGUGACGAGAGAUGAACAUGUCAGAUGACCAUAGCCACCACAUGCACCCCGUCCCCAACACCAUGCCUCCAGACACCAUGGGCGCCGACAACAUGCACCCAGGGGGGCACAUGAUGAUGCAGAUGACCUUCUACUUUGGCUUCACCAACGUGGAGCUGCUGUUCUCUGGACUGGUCAUCAACAGCGUUGGAGAGAUGGUGGGGGCGUGCAUCGGCGUGUUCCUCAUGGCCGUCCUGUACGAGGGCCUGAAGAUCGGCCGGGAGUUCCUCCUGAGGAGGAACCAGGUGAACGUGCGCUACAACUCCAUGCCUGUGCCCGGAGCAGAUGGGACCAUGCUCAUGGAAACACACAAGACCGUGGGGCAACGCAUGUUGAGUCUCGCCCACCUACUGCAGACGGUGCUACACAUCAUCCAGGUGGUGGUCAGCUACUUCCUGAUGCUGGUGUUCAUGACCUACAACGGGUACCUGUGCAUCGCCGUGGCGGCAGGUGCCGGGGUCGGAUACUUCCUGUUCAGUUGGAAGAAGGCUGUGGUCGUCGACAUUACUGAACACUGUCACUAACACACCACACACACAUAUGUUUGCCCCGGUCUGUCUCGGUCGACCCCCUUCCCUCACACACACGCCCUUGCGCAACGUGCACACGAAUACACGUAGACAUUCUUCUCCCACUCAAUCGCCAUUCUCAUCAUGGCAACCCAACCAAAUUUGUAUGUUAUUGUUGGAUAUUGUACUUUUGGACAGCGCACUUUGUCAUGGAGAGGCCACGUUUUGACACUAUUCAACGUGACAAAAUGUGUGGCAAAUGAUCUUGUCCUUUUACUGUGAUUCACAAACAGCUCUUUGAACAGAGCAAAGAGUCCUUGAAUUGGGGAACAGCCAUUGCACCGUGAUACAAUGUUUUUGAUCUUCCCCUCCAGUCUCAGUCUCUACAUCUUCCUCCUCAACUAGCUUCCAUUCAUGCACAGUCCAGGCUCUUUUGUUAUUGACCAGUAAUCAGCCGUCAACAUGUCAUUCAGCCUUACAGGUUUAGCCCGUAGGGUAAUAUGCUCACACACACAAACUGCAUCCUUGUUCCCUUUCCUGGGUGAUCAUCUUUUCACAAACUCCUGGUCAUCACCUGCCUUCCAUAUGACAAUCUGCUGAUUUCUCACGUUGGUGUCAGAGGUCAUACUGGUGGAUUGUGGGUAGGGGAAGGUGCAGCAGCCCUGGCUGUACGACUGAGCCUUACUAAACCCUUUGCCUUAAAUGAGGGAACAUGUAACACACACACAGGCCAACUGUAGACAUGGCGACUAAGUAGGAGGUCUACUGACUAAAGUGCCAGCGCUACUUAAGAUACGUUUUUCUAAUGGCCAAGCUAUGAUGAUUAAAUGUUAAGGCUGCUCCCACACUGAGCUGUAACCCUUGUCUCCAAUGUGCCUGAAUUCUAAUGGGAGUUUUGAAAGGUGUAAAUAUUUUGGUUAUAUAAAGAUCCUCCUUAGAUUGAACGGUUGGAAUCCAGGCAAGAUAUUGCCUAGCUGUCCAAUCCCAAACUCGGAUCACCUCAAGUACAUCGGGGUCAGGGCUCAGUGGGUGGAUUUGGGAAGUGCCAAUCCUGCGUGGCAUUCUGUUGAUUCAUGGACCUGAAAUUAUAAUGUGGAUCCUCCUCCUGAUUCUCACUGCCAUGCAGUGUCUAAUCAUGGAUAUCUCCUGAAAACCCAUUCAGUUAUUUCCCAUGGCUUUUGACUCGACCCAGCACAAUUUAGACCAACCCCUCCCCUACCUCUGGAAGGUAUUUAUGAAAAAGAACAACACAAUUGCUGUAAUUCUAGAAAUGUUCAAUGUUAUGUCAAAUUUAUAGGUGAACUAGUGUCUCUUGCAACAACAAUUGUUUGAUUUUUCAGUGUACAAUUGCAGUUCAGGCCUUUUUUUAGAGAUUUUAAUGUUAAAUUGUUACUGGCAAAGUCUUUAAUCAUAUUCUUGUUUUUUGUAACUAAUUUAUAUGGACUGGAAAUGGUCUAAGCGGAGGAAGUGUCUGAAAAUCUUGACUUAAAAAGGGUUAACUACAACUUGAGCUCCGCACGACUUUACUUUCAAUUGAUAUCCUGUCACCGCGGAUACUGCUUCCCUAUUGGUGCUUACAUCCUAAAAACGAGUAACGGAUUAUGGGAAACUAGGAGGCUGGCCAAGUUUGAAAUAGCGUUCUCCUUGUGACCUAUCUGUGCAUUAGGCCUCAAACUACAACACACACUUGAUAUCUUGGGGUUGUCAAUAUGAAGAACCUAAUGAUGAUGUUGCUUUUAGUACUUUUUUGUUUAGUUUACAUUGGUAUUUUUAAUUUUUGAAAUGUUUAUAUGUUUCCUGAAUGACAUUGAGUAGUGCUGUUAUUGGGAGCUAUGAGAUCAUGUUUUGUUUUUUACCACCCGUUACACCAUUCUGGUCUUGUUUUGACAAUGUGAAACAAAACAAGAUGGUGGCAGCAAUUCUGAUCUUACCAGGCUAAUAAGGAACCGCUCUGGUCUGCUAUACAAUUGAAGCAGAAAGGCCAAACAGCAGGUAGAAUGUCACAGCCACUACAGUACAGCCAUUGCUAGGGUUGUUUUUGCAGUCCAAAACACAUUUCUGUAUCAAAGUAACUCAUUAUUUACUGUUGUAAUCGUCUAGAAAAUAUGGAUAAUGGUAAUAAAUUGUAGCAUUCAAGAAAAAGUG
Messenger RNA from Osmerus eperlanus (European smelt), 2875 nucleotides. It is a transcript of the gene slc31a1, whose product is annotated as solute carrier family 31 member 1. The record is from RefSeq and is a predicted model, not a curated record. Bases 194 to 745 code for a protein of 183 amino acids. Gene Ontology annotation, biological process: copper ion transmembrane transport. Gene Ontology annotation, cellular component: plasma membrane. The transcript is spliced from 5 exons. NCBI's taxonomy places the organism in Eukaryota, Metazoa, Chordata, Actinopteri, Osmeriformes, Osmeridae. Gene Ontology annotation, molecular function: copper ion transmembrane transporter activity.